Physcomitrium patens is the source of this 2864-nucleotide messenger RNA. RefSeq names its product ferric reduction oxidase 6. Gene Ontology annotation, molecular function: ferric-chelate reductase activity. The record is from RefSeq and is a predicted model, not a curated record. Gene Ontology annotation, cellular component: plasma membrane. NCBI's taxonomy places the organism in Eukaryota, Viridiplantae, Streptophyta, Bryopsida, Funariales, Funariaceae.
CUCGCUGCAGGCUUAAGUAUAAAAUGCGGUGUGGUAUGACGAGUGUAAAUACAUCAUCGUUGACGAGCAUCUACUGACAUUGCAAGCAGGGGCCGGUCCGCAGCGAGAGGGGACUGAUCGUUUUUCGAUAAGAUACUGAAGGUUCUGAGGAUGCGAACCAUGUUGACAUCGUUGUGAGCUGGAACAUUAAGUGCCAUUCGUGAACAGUAUCUGGUUGCUGAGGUGAACGUCGAGCUGCCACUGUGAACCAUGUAUUCUCAGCAAGGAACCGGUGCUUCAUUCAGUUCGGCUCCUGAUAGCAUCUGUCAUGGCAAAGCACCUCAUGGUGUCUUCGGCGCUGGUGUUGAAAAGACGUCUGUGGUCUCCUACCACGGCGAAUCUACCGUCCCACUGCCGGUCAGGAUCGGCAAGGUGUUGCUGUGGGCUGCCUCAUGGACAGUAACUGUGUGGUGGUUUACGCUGUGGUUCAGGAUGCCCAGCACUGAAGGAAGAGCCUUCCGAAAAACGGUCCAGGAUGAGCUCAAUUACUCUACCUUCUGGAGCAAAGCCGCUACGAACUACACAAUGUAUGCGGCUCCUGUUAUUGCGUUGGCUAUUUUCGCCCUGCUGUUCUUGGAGCUGGAGGAAAGAUAUCCUGAGAGGCGGUGCCCCUCAGCAAAGCAGCCAAUGCUGGUGAGACUCUACCGAGCAAUUUGGACCCAGCCCAUUUUGGUAAAAACACCAAUUGGAGUUGUUACAAUCAUCGAUAUUGUGAUCAUUGGAAUGGUCCUUGUGUGCACGUGUUGGAUAUGGGGGAGGUUGACCGUGCGUCAAUUUGCUGCCAUCGACGCCGCCAAGCCCAAGAAGGGUGUGCCAAAGUGGGCAUUGAAAUGGGAUAAGCUUUCAGAUACGCUGGGAAAAGCACUGCCGUUUACCAUCGGUUGUUUGUUCAUGCCAGUCGCGAGGGGGUCCCCAAUAUUGCGGUUGAUCGAUGUGCCCUUCGAACAGGCCGUGAAGUAUCACCGCUGGAUGGGGUACCUGACUGUCCUCCUCGUCGUCGUUCAUGGAGCAACAUAUGGCGUUUAUGCUGGAGCAAUUCAUAAGAUAGAAUUGUUGAUCGAAUGGCCUUAUUACGGAACCUCGAAUUUGGCUGGUACCAUAUCAUGCGUGGCAGCGAUGAUUAUGGGGGCCACGUCCAUUCCUUACUUCCGCUCCCGUCACUUCAAUACCUUCUUCAGCAUGCAUCAACUUUAUAUCGUCUUCUUCGCAUUCUAUGUGUUCCAUGUAGAUUUUAGCGAAGUAGGGGGAGCCUUUGGCCCAAUUUUUCUUUUCUUCAUUGACCGCUUCCUCAGAAUGGUGCAAUCUCGAAGGCAGGUGAGGGGUGUCUCUGCUCGGAUACUUCCAAGCGGCCUCGUGGAGCUUAAGAUCCCCAAGCAGACUGGGUUCAAGUACAACACAUUGAGUUUUCUGUACAUCAAUUUCCCAGGACUCUCACGAUUGCAAUGGCAUCCCUUCAGCACAGCUUCCAGCCCCUUGAACGACGAUAACAAUGUGUCUGUCAUUAUCAAACCUCUCGGUGACUGGACAAACGCCCUUUACAGUAGCGUCGCAGCCAAAGACGCCAAUGACGUCAAAGUAAAGGGAUGCCCAUUUGCGGUUAAGGUUCACGCGGAAGGUCCUUACGGUCAUGAAACAAACUACUUUCUUAGGUAUAAGAAUCUGAUACUGGUGGCUGGUGGAGCGGGUGUAACUCCUUUCCUCGCCAUAAUGACAGAUCUGUUAAAACGCCACCAACUUCAACAGGACAAUCUCCCAACAAAUGUACAAUUAAUCUGGUGUGUGAGGAGAAGAACGGAGUUGGCCACUUUGAGAACGAUUAGACCCAACCACAUCCAUCCUAACUAUGCUUAUCCAGAAGCUAAUAAAUUAACGCUGAAUGUGAAAGCAUAUGUCACUGGACAGGCCAAAACUGCUGGGCAGGCGGAAUUACCUAUGGUGGAAAUGCCGGGGCUUGAGACCACACAAAAGGGUGUUGAAACUUACAGAGGCAUGUCUGUCAUCAAUUCCUAUCACAACUUGUGGAUGAUAGCUCUCAUAUGUGCCUCGAUGACAGGAUUUGUAUUGAUGUCCGGUCUAUUCUACACCUAUGUGUCAGCUCAGAGGUUGCAGCCGAAGGGGCAUCAUUUCAGCACGGCUGUUGAGUCAAUCCUUUACUUCAUAAGCCUAUUUGUAGGAAUUGUAAUCUGCGGAGGCACAGUCAUCUUCUUCUGGAUCUCCUCCCUGUCGGAAUCUGGAUCAGGUGCGUCGGCAAUUGCAAACGGCCAUGGACAAGACAUUGAGGAAAAUGACGAUGUUACUCUUCUAGACAAUUGUAUCAUCACGGAAGGCUCUCGACCACAAUUUCAAGACAUCUUUAAAGAAGUUGCGGAAAAACAUGACGGAGAGGAUGUCGGAGUACUCGUGUGCGGGCCUGAAUCCCUUCAAGAAAGUGUUGCAGCAGCCUGCCGCUCUCGGAACUUUGGAAACCUCAUGAGGACACCGUUCCAUUAUCAUUCAGUCAGCUUUGAUCUCUGAUUUUUCGUCUAAACCUUGCAAUGAGUAAAUCAAAGCACAAGAGAAUGUCUUCAUCAAAGUCCUGGAUAAUGUUUUGAACGUAAUUUGGUUGAGAAAAUCUCCCACAUCUUUCUCUUAGUAAGGUUGACACGCAGUCUUUCAGACUCUCUGCGUCACUAGAGAUUGUAAACUACUUUGUCAACAAGUUGACAAGUUUAUCAGCAGUGUAAUAAUAGAUAGUAACAAAUACUGUCGAACAUCAAAGCACCAAAGGCCUCUGUAAUUGUGACCGUUUUAAUUGAAUAUGAAGAUCUCGUCAUCUGUUUCACGCA